AUGGGAGCCUGUUGUAAUCAUCAGUAAACAAUACAAAGUUUAAUGCCCAAUUUUGAAUUAUCAUUUUUGACAAUUUACACAAAAAAUGCAGUGAUAAUAUAGAGAGCAUAUAGAUGUAUAUGACUUAUAGAUUUAGAGUAUUAAAAAAGGAAGAGAAGAUCAAUAGUACCUAUAUCAAUAACAAAUGAUAGUCAAAGAAGUCAUUAAGAGCAUAUAGAAAAUGCAAUAGUUCAUGAAUAGGCUUUGGAAGAAGAAGUAAAGUAGUAAUCGAUAGAAGAAGUGGCUGCUAUAGUAGACCACUCUCCUUUGAAUGGAAUAAAAUUAGAUAGAAAAUAAAGUGAUUACCCAGCUAGUAUACAUUAGAUCAUUUAUCGAAUUGGGAAUUUUAAUUAUAAAGAGUUCCUAAAACAAGAGAUUUAAUACUAUGAAGAAGAAGAUUUAAAUGUUCCAUUUUUAGAUCCAUACUUAUUAUUAGAUGAGUCUAUUUAUAUAGGAUAGUGGAAAUAAGGUAAAAGACAUGGUAAAGGAAGGGCUAUAUUUAAAGAUAAGAGUGUAUAUGAAGGAUUUUGGAAAGAUGAUUAAAUGAAUGGUUAAGGAAGAUUGAUAUUUGAAAAUGGAGAUUAUUAUGAGGGAGAAUUUCAAGGAAACAAGGCUAAUGGGUAUGGAAAAUAAAUUACAUCCAAAGGAUAUUUAUAUGAGGGAAAUUGGAUAAAUGAUAAAUAAUAAGGAGAGGGCUUUGAGAGAUUUCCUGAUGGUACAAACUUUAAGGGGAGAUUUAUUGAUGGCAUUAAAACAGGAUUUGGUGAAUUCAAUUUCUAAGAUGGAUCCAAGUAUUAGUUCAGCUAAAAACAAGGUAUAAAGGAUCUAUUGUAAAUAAUAAAUUUAAUGGAAGAGGAACAUUUUAUUUUCCUGAUGGUCGAAAAUAUGAUGGUUAAUGGAAAGAAAAUUAAAUGGAUGGCUAUGGAACUUUCACUUGGCCAGAUGGUAGAUGUUAUGAUGGAUAUGUAUUUUAUUUAUUAUUAAAAUAAGUAUGUCAAAGACAAAAAGCAUGGUUAUGGAGAUUUCACUUAUUCAGAUGGAUCAAUGUACAAAGGAAAUUGGGAAGAUGGUAAGGAAAAUGGUUAAGGAACAUUUUAUUCAAAAAAUGGUUUAUAUAGAGAAGGGGAAUGGAGAAAUGGUAAAAGAAUCAAAUGGACAUCAUCAUACUAAACUUAAUGAUCAUAGAUACUUAAUUAUAUAUAUUCAUUUUAUAUAAAAUGUAUAUAUAUAUAUAUAUAUUUAUUUAUAAAUAUUUUUAUUUGGAAAAUUAAAAAAAUAUGUUUGA
Messenger RNA from Paramecium sonneborni, 1324 nucleotides. The record is from the annotation of a GenBank genome assembly. Lineage: Eukaryota; Ciliophora; Oligohymenophorea; Peniculida; Parameciidae.